Monomorium pharaonis (pharaoh ant) is the source of this 740-nucleotide messenger RNA. RefSeq names its product peptidyl-tRNA hydrolase 2, mitochondrial. NCBI's taxonomy places the organism in Eukaryota, Metazoa, Arthropoda, Insecta, Hymenoptera, Formicidae. Gene Ontology annotation, cellular component: mitochondrion; cytosol. The record is from RefSeq and is a predicted model, not a curated record. Gene Ontology annotation, molecular function: peptidyl-tRNA hydrolase activity. The transcript is spliced from 3 exons. Bases 165 to 701 code for a protein of 178 amino acids.
ACGCGUUACGUUGCAUGGCCUAAGAUGGGUCAGGGAUCGUGAAAAAGUGGCCUGACCCAACAAGUUCGCGAGUGUUUACAUCGUUGUAACCUAUUGUGUCGAAUAUAGUGUAUAGGUCGCGGACUAAAUAUACGGUGUAAACUAAGAAGUCAUUAUUGAAAAUCAUGGACGACAUCAUUCAGGCAAUCGUGGCGCAGGCUACAGAUCCGAAAGUGGCUUUUAUGGCCGCAGCUGUCUUCGGUUAUUGUUUAUAUAAAUUAAUGACCGUGCCAAACAGAAAAAAUUCUCAAGCAAUUGUGGAGGAUUCCGAUGAAACGGAUGACGACGAUGUGGUGUACACAGACAAACGAGAUAAUUACAAAUUGAUUCUGGUCAUCAGAACAGAUUUGAAAAUGGGUAAAGGAAAAGUAGCAGCUCAGUGUUCGCAUGCUGCUGUUGCAGCAUACAAGGCUGCCAGAAAACACCCAAAAAUUCUAAGAGCAUGGGAGGAGUCUGGGCAAGCCAAGAUCACUCUUAAGGUGGACAGCGAGGCUGCCCUUCAAGAAAUAGCGAAGGAAGCUAAAACUACAGGUCUGUUAUCGAACAUUGUACAGGAUGCAGGACACACACAAAUAGCAGCAGGAAGUAAAACUGUAUGCGCGGUCGGACCGGGUCCAACAAAAUUGAUAGAUCAAGUUACAGGUCAUUUAAAAUUAUUUUAACUACUUAACAAAUAAAAAUCAAGAGCUUUUUGAUACAUA